Rodentolepis nana is the source of this 210-nucleotide messenger RNA. The record is from the annotation of a GenBank genome assembly. NCBI's taxonomy places the organism in Eukaryota, Metazoa, Platyhelminthes, Cestoda, Cyclophyllidea, Hymenolepididae.
AUGCUAAGAUGUCAGCUUUCUGGCCCUAAGACGGGAGCAAUGUCAGCUUUUGCUCGGACUAACCGCCAAGACACCAGGAGUAGCACGCUCCAGCAUAUUAAAGAAGACGGUAGGGGUACUCACAGAGCGCCUCUGGAAAUCACUAAUCCCCGAGGUGGAACAUUAACUCAGUGGCGCAGAAUUAGUUUCACUGAUAAUCUGUCAGCAUAG